This is a messenger RNA of Aspergillus terreus NIH2624, 1791 nucleotides long. Its product is annotated as putative MFS multidrug transporter. The record is from RefSeq and is a predicted model, not a curated record. Gene Ontology annotation, molecular function: transmembrane transporter activity. NCBI's taxonomy places the organism in Eukaryota, Fungi, Ascomycota, Eurotiomycetes, Eurotiales, Aspergillaceae. Bases 1 to 1791 code for a protein of 596 amino acids. The transcript has 3 exons. Gene Ontology annotation, biological process: transmembrane transport.
AUGGCUUCUCCACCUCCUGGAAAGGACUUCGGCACGGAGGAUAAACUCCACGAGUCUGAAGUUUCCUCCUCUUCUCAGGCCGAUGCGGCCAUUGACCCCGCGACGGAAAAGCCGCGCAGAACUGAGCUGGGACUCGCAAAUGAUCCUGCUACCACCCUCCAUCAAUUGGAGCAUACGUCAGACAAGGUCGAGCUGACCGAAGAUGAGUGCUAUGAGCAGCUCGGCUAUUCCUUUCCCAGCUGGCGCAAGUGGAUGAUCAUCUCCGUCAUCUUUCUUGUGCAGACCUCCAUGAACUUCAACACCAGCCUGUAUUCCAACGCUCUGACUGGCAUCUCCGAAGAGUUUGGUGUCAGUAUGCAGGCCGCUCGCUGCGGUGCCAUGAUCUUCCUUGUCCUCUACGCGUUCGGUUGCGAACUCUGGGCCCCAUGGAGUGAAGAGCUUGGUCGCAAGCCCAUCCUGCAAGCCAGUCUGUUUCUGGUGAAUAUCUGGCAGCUUCCCGUUGCCCUUGCCCCGAAUUUUGCCUCGAUCAUGGUGGGUCGUGCUCUGGGUGGUCUUAGUUCUGCAGGUGGUUCUGUCACUCUCGGAAUGAUUGCAGACCUUUGGGAAGCCGAUGAUCAGCAGUAUGCGGUGGCCUGUGUCGUGUUUUCCUCUGUCGGUGGAUCGGUCAUUGGUCCCGUGGUCGGUGGAUUUGUCGAAGCGUAUCUGCCCUGGCGCUGGAAUAUCUGGAUCCAGCUCAUCUUUGGCGGUUUUGUUCAAAUCGCUCAUCUCCUCCUUGUCCCGGAGACGCGCACUACCAUCCUGAUGGACCGCAUCGCUAAGAAGAAGCGCGAGAGUGGCGAAAACCCCAACCUCUAUGGGCCUAACGAACUCGUCCCCUUCAAGGAACGCUUCUCCAUGAGAGAGAUCUUGCUCACCUGGGUCCGUCCGUUCAAGAUGUUUCUCACCGAGCCGAUUGUGCUCUGUCUGUCGCUUCUCAGCGGUUUCAGUGACGCUCUUAUUUUCAUGUUUAUCCAGUCUUUCGGCCUCGUGUAUAAACAGUGGAACUUCAGCACCGUGGCUUUGGGUCUCUCGUUCCUCCCCAUUCUUGUUGGCUACUUCAUUGCCUGGGCCUCCUUCAUUCCGGCCAUCAAACGAAACAUCGCUGAGCGCAAACGGAAGCCAGAGGACGAGCAUACACAGUACGAAUCCCGGCUCUGGUGGUUACUCUAUACUGUCCCAUGUCUCCCUAUUGGCCUGAUCGGAUUUGCGUGGACGAGCCUGCCCCAGUGCCACUGGAUUGGAACCAUGGUCUUUUCGGCUAUUGUUGGAAUUGCCAACUACAGUAUCUACAUGGCGACCAUUGACUACAUGAUCUGUGCAUACGGUCCGUAUUCUGCCUCCGCGACUGGUGGCAAUGGAUGGGCCAGAGACUUUUUGGCCGCUCUGGAUCGCAUCUCACCAUCGCUAGAUAUCGGCGGCAAAUACCACCUCGAAUACGCCUCCACCAUCCUCUUUUGCAUCUCCUUCGUCCUGGUAAUUGCUGUUUACGUGAUCUACUGGUAUGGGCCAACUCUCCGCAAGAGAUCGCCAUUCGCCCAGCAGCUCUCCGAUGCCCGCGCCGAAGUCUUGCACAACUCUGGACGACGCCUUUCCCACAUCCCGACCUCACGGGCAAACUCUUUUGCUCGAUCCCAGCAGAAUCUGCGCGUUCGGCAGGCUCUGGGGAGCCGAGCCGGCAGCUAUGUGGCCUCCCGGCCCGCCUCCCAAGCGAAUUCUCGUGUGGCCUCUCGCCGGAAUAGUGUGAUCCAGUGA